CAAAAUGACAAAAAAAUUUUUUAUAAAGAAAUUAUUUUCAAGUUCUGAAAAGACGAAAAACUGUGAGUCUGGAAAUGAAGUCACAGAGGGUCCUGCAGAAUUUGAAACGGCCGUUUCUGCGUUGGGAUUUGGAAAAUUUAAUAUCUUGAUGUUUCUUGUUUUGAUUCCUUCGCAAUGGGCAAUGAUUUUUGACACAACUCUAAUGUCUUAUAUAUCUCCAGUAGCGCAAUGUGAUCUAGAUCUAAGUCUUAAUAAUAAAGGAACCAUAAACGCCGUAGCACCAUUUGGUGCUAUAGUAGGUGGAGUAUUUUGGGGGAUCCUGAUAGACACCCUGGGUAGAAAAAAAUUAAUCAUGUACGGAUUCUUUAUAGAAGGAAUUAUUACCAUAGUAACCAGUUUAACCCAAAACUUUGCAUUUCUGUUAAUUUCGAAAUUAAUUUCAGGAGCAAUGACUGGUGGUUUAUAUAUUGCCCAGUGUACUUACUAUGCCGAAUUUCACUCAAUGGAACACAGAGGAAAAAUGCAAUUGUCAAUGGGAUUUAUAGCCGGUGCGGGACAAGUUGCCAUGCCUGUACUUUCAUCCUUCUUUUUACCCUUAGACUUCACUGUUACUCCUUUUAAUGGAUACAUAAAAUUCCAUUCUUGGAAUCUAUUAAUCCUAAUCUCGUCAAUCCUGUCCUUUACUGCUGGAACAGUAUUCAUAUUUUUACCAGAAAGUCCAAAAUAUUUGAUGACCAAAGGAAAUAAUGAAGAAGCCUUAACUGUAUUUAGAAAGGUCUACAGAAUUAAUAAAGGUCAACCUGAGGAUUCUUAUCCCAUUAAAAAACUUAUUAAUGAGACAAUAGAAAGUAAGUACACAGGGAAUGGAAGAAAAGCUAUUGUUAUAAAUUAUAUAAAAAAUGGUUGGCACCAAGUGGCACCCUUACUUAAUAAGAUUUAUUUUCCAAAAUUACUUCUGGUAACUACUAUAGAACUUAUAAUAAUUACUAACAUUAAUACAUUGCGAUUAUGGUUGCCACAAAUUUUCCAAAGUAUACAUGAAUAUCAGGCAGAUCACAAUGGAAUGACUGCUCAAUUGUGUACAAUGUUAGAGACUCUCAAAACAGUAACAAAUUCUUCACAAGCAGCAGUACCUGAGUGCAAUGUGAACACAGAAAAUAACUUAUCUGUGUAUAUAAAUUCAAUAGUAAUUGCAAUAGUUGGCAUGGUUGGAUAUGCACUGGCUGGAACAUUCAUGAAUAUGAUCCCAAAGAAGAAAUUAUUAUGUGUAUUGGGAGUCGUUUCUGGAAUUACAAUUCUAACAACAUAUUUGUCACAAAAUACUAUUACCACAUUAACUUUAACAUCUCUUCAUUUGGCUACAACUGGAAUUUCCUUUGACGUUGUAAUGACAAUAAUUGUUGUAAUUUUUCCAACUACUUUAAGAGCGACAGCAAUUUCAAUUGUACUUAUGAUUGGAAGAACAGGAGCAAUACUAGGAAAUGUAUUAUUUCCUGUAUUACUUCAGACGGGAUGUGCUAUACCGUUUUUCACAUUAGGUGGUAUCGCUUUUGCUGGAACAUUUGCUUGUUGGCUACUCCCUGUCACUGACAACAACAGUUUAAAAUAAUUAUUAUACUGUAACAUAUUUUAACUAAUUAUAUAUAUUAUAUAUAUUUUUACAUA
Anoplophora glabripennis (Asian longhorned beetle) is the source of this 1665-nucleotide messenger RNA. Its product is annotated as synaptic vesicle glycoprotein 2B. Gene Ontology annotation, cellular component: membrane. Lineage: Eukaryota; Metazoa; Arthropoda; Insecta; Coleoptera; Cerambycidae. Gene Ontology annotation, molecular function: transmembrane transporter activity. The record is from RefSeq and is a predicted model, not a curated record. Gene Ontology annotation, biological process: transmembrane transport. The coding region runs from base 5 to 1609 and encodes 534 amino acids. The transcript is spliced from 11 exons.